AUGGGUGGCACGAGUGCACAUUCUAUACUUCACGGCCUCCUCGACAGCGCCAACACCAGCCACCGCAGCCCGCCACCGCCCACCAGUCUCAAGGCCUUAACUACCGUAAUACUUAAUCAUGUCCGCUUCGGUGGCCUCGCAAAAGCCGUCUCCAUUCUUUACUCCUCCACCCUGACCUUGCCUUUUUCUCUCUACGCCCACCUUUUUCAAAUUUGUGUUUCACAAAAAGCCAUUGUCGAGAUACGGAAACUCGAAUCUCACCUAAUCAUGUGGAAUCCGAAUCCACCUAUCUUUUUGCUUAAUAGGGCAAUAGAGGGUUAUGGUAAGUGUGGCUGUCUGGAUGAUGCCAAGGAACUGUUUGACCAAAUGCCUAAAAGAGAUGGUGGGUCAUGGAAUUCAAUGAUUACUGCGUAUUCACAGAAUGGGAAGGCGGAGGAAGCUCUAGGUUUGUUUUCAAGGAUGAGGAGGGAAGGAGUUUUUGCGAGUGAGGUUACUUUUGCGAGCGUCCUUGCGUCAUGUGGCACCUUGUUGGAGCUGUGGCUAUCGGGGCAAGUGCAUGGGCUUGUUGUGAAAUAUGGGUUUUGUGGGAAUGUUAUUUUGGAGAGCUCGCUUGUGGAUGUAUAUGGGAAAUGUGGCAAGAUAAGUGAAGCGAGGAGGAUGUUCGAUGAGAUUGAUAAUCCGAACGAUGUCUCGUGGAAUGUGAUUGUUAGGAGGUAUUUUGAGAUGGAUGAGGGAAAUGAGGCAGUGAAGAUGUUUUUGAAAAUGAUUAGGAUGAAUGUGAGGCCGUUGAGUUUUACUGUGUCCAAUGUCCUUCGUGCUUGUUCGAGUUUUCAAGGACUUAAGGAAGGGAAUCAAAUUCAUGGAUUUAGUAUCAAGAUUAAUGUGGAAGAGGAUGAGGAGGUAACAAAUACUCUCAUUAGCAUGUACGCAAAGAGCGGAGAUUUGGCAGGUGCCAGGACAGUCUUCGACCUAUCUUGUUUCCGAAAUUUAAUUAGUUGGACGGCAAUGGUGUCUGGGUAUGCGAGGAGUGGGCAAACGAGGGAGGCCAGGGAGCUUUUCAAUCAGAUGCCAGAGAGAAAUGUGAUAUCAUGGAAUGCGAUGCUGGCGGGUUAUGUGGGCUCCUUUGAGUGGGACAAAGCAUUAGACUUUGUUAUUUUGAUGCGUAAACGGACUAAGGACAUCGAUCAUGUCACUCUCGGGUUAAUUUUGAACAUAUGUGCUGCAAUUCCAGAUGUUGAAUUGGGGAAACAGGUUCAUGGAUAUAUCUAUAGGCAUGGUUUCUAUUUCAAUCUCUUUGUGGCAAAUGCACUUCUCGACAUGUAUGGAAAGUGCGGUAAUUUGAGAAGUGCUAGAGUUUGGUUCUGUGAGAUGAGCCAUUUGCGAAAUAAUGUUUCAUGGAAUGCUUUAUUGACAAGCUAUGCUCGUCAUGGAAUGAGUGAACAAGCCAUGAUGAUUUUUUGGAAAAUGUUAGAAGAGACAACGCCAAGCAUAUAUACCUUUGGAACAAUUUUGGCUGCUUGUGCAAAUAUAUUUGCACUUGAGAUAGGUAAACAGGUUCACGCAUUUAUGAUUAGAAAUGGUUACGAUAUGGAUGCUGUGGUAAGAGGAGCUUUAGUUGAUAUGUACUCCAAAUGUCGUUGUACUGAGUAUGCUCUCAAAGUUUUUGACGAGGCUACUUCAAAGGACGUGAUACUUUGGAAUUCCAUGAUUUUGGGUUGUUCACAUAAUGGAAGGGGUGACAAAGUACUCGAAUUGUUUGCAUCUAUGGAGGUGCAAGGUGCUAAGCCAGACCAUGUCACCUUUCAAGGAAUCUUGCUUGCUUGUAUUUCCGAAGGCCGGAUUGAGUUGGGUCAGCAGUUUUUCAAAUCGAUGACUGAUAAACACUGUCUGAUACCUCGUUUGGAGCAUUAUGAAUCCAUGAUUGAGCUAUACGGUCAGUAUGGAUGUAUAGAUGAGCUUGAUCAUUUUAUAAAUGAGAUGCCAUUUGAGCCCACUGCCCCUAUGUUGAUCAAAGUUUUUGAUUACAGUCGAAAAUAUAGGCGCUUGAAGCUGGGAGAAUGGGCUGCUGAUCAACUUAAUAAAUUAAAUCCUCCUGUUCCAUUCCAAUUCGAAAUCAUUGACAACAAAUGA
Fraxinus pennsylvanica is the source of this 2130-nucleotide messenger RNA. The record is from the annotation of a GenBank genome assembly. Lineage: Eukaryota; Viridiplantae; Streptophyta; Magnoliopsida; Lamiales; Oleaceae.